UCAUUUGCUUGCAUAGCGAAUUGUUGUUCGGGCGUUUCUUCUAGGUGUUUAUUUUUUAAUUUUAUUAAAUAGUAUUAAGUGAAAAAAUAGUUUAAACUAGAAAUAUUUAAAUCAAGAUUCCCUAUUUCACGUUUAUUUUCACUUAACCGGUCGUUUUUCAUUUCUUAACAGGAUUUUCAAUAUAAACAGAACCCCUCUGUUUAUUUGUGUUUUGAUUACAAGAAAGAAAAACAAACAAUUUUCAAACAUUUGUGACGAAAAAGAAGCGAAAAUGCCCCCAGUAGAAGUAGAAAAUCAAGCGGUUGAAGAACAAAUGAGGAACCUCACAUUGACAGGGCAUGUAGGGUUUGAUAGCCUUCCAGACCAGCUGGUUUCAAAGAGUGUCCAGAAUGGCUUUAUUUUUAAUAUUAUGUGUAUUGGCGAGACAGGUCUUGGAAAAUCCACCCUAAUGGACUCCCUCUUCAACACAAACUUUGAAUCCUCCCAAAGCCCUCAUACCCUACCCACGGUCAAGUUAAACGACCACACUUACGAACUUCAGGAGAGCAACGUCCGAUUGAAGCUUACGAUUGUUGACACGGUUGGUUACGGUGACCAGAUCAACAAAGAGGACAGCUUCAGGGCCAUAGUAAAGUACAUCGACGACCAGUUCGAAAACUACCUGCAAGAAGAACUGAAAAUCAAAAGGUCUUUGUCGACUUUUCACGACACAAGAGUCCAUGCUUGUUUGUACUUCAUUUGUCCAACCGGUCACGGUUUGAAAUCGAUCGAUUUAGUAUGCAUGAAAAAACUCGACCAGAAAGUCAACGUGAUCCCGAUAAUCGCCAAAGCGGACACCAUUUCCAAAUCGGAACUGCAAAAGUUCAAAUCGAAAAUUAUGGCCGAAUUGCAGAAUAACGGAGUGCAAAUCUACGAGUUUCCCGUUGAUGAUGACACGGUGUCUGAAGUGAACGGUUCAAUGAACUCCCUUAUACCGUUCGCUGUUAUUGGCAGCACUGAUUUCGUUAAAUAUGGCAACAAACUUGUUAGGGCUAGACAGUAUCCUUGGGGUACUGUCCAAGUAGAAAACGAAGCUCAUUGCGAUUUCGUUAAGCUUAGGGAAAUGCUUAUACGCACCAACAUGGAAGAUAUGAGAGAAAAGACGCAUAAUAAGCAUUACGAGCUAUAUAGGAAAAAGAGAUUGGAACAGAUGGGUUUCUCUGACGUGGACGCCAACAAUAAACCGAUCAGUUUCCAGGAAACUUUCGAAGUGAAACGCACCACUCAUCUUCAUGAGUUGCAGCAGAAAGAGGACGAGAUGAGGCAGAUGUUUGUGGUGAGAGUGAAAGAGAAGGAAGCUGAGCUAAAGGAUGCGGAGAAGGAGCUCCACGCGAAAUUCGACAAACUAAAAAAAGACCACACGGACGAAAAAAAGAAAAUCGAAGAGGCGAGAAAGAAACUGGAAGACGAGAUGGUCGAGUUCAACAGGAGAAAAUCCCAAUAUCAACAGAUGGGAUCCAGCAGCCAUCACACUCUAACUCUAGGAAAAAGUAAGAAGAAAUAAAUCAGUAACAAACAACAUUAUUAUUGUAUGAAUCAAACUUUUAUUAUCUAAAACACUAAUAUUGUCGUCAUAUACAUAACGCUCCUUUUGUGUGGUGUGGUCGCACUUUAACAUCAACUUACACCCCUCUUUUUCAAAUUUUAAUUUUAAACGAGAGAGAAAAAAAGGGUUAACAGACUCGAAUAGUGUGCGAAUAUCAAAAAUUCUAUGCCAAAAAUCUUUUAGUCGCCUAAAAGUUUGCUAGAAAGUAUAAUUUUGACUACUAACUAAAUGUGACAUAGCUAUUAUUGUGUAAGUGUCUUUAAUAUUAUUUUGUAUUAAGGCUAUUCUUUUUUUUACUUUUAUACAAGUUUUUAUAGUACAUUUUAAAUUAAUUAGGGGUGGUUUUGCGAGAUUAAUUUGCCACAUGAUCAUUAACUUUCUACAUAGAGCAUGAAAAGGAAAUAAUUUGUGAAAAAUUAGUCAUAUAUACGAGGGGGGUGGGUCCAUAAGAAGUGUCAAUAAUUUAACAGCAGAUUCGUUUUAAGUAAAAGACAAAAUGCAAGAUAUCGUAAAGUGGGGUGGCAUUGAUCAAUUUCUGUAUUUUUUGUAAGUGAGAAAAAAUACAAAACUUUGUCAAAUGAGCAUACAAAUUCUUACAGCAUAUUAAUUUUAAAAAUUUUAUUAAAAGACGUCUAAACAUGUUUUCUUAGUAUGUGUGUUUCAUACCCAAAUCGAUCAAUCUAAAAAAAUUUAAAGAAUAUAAUUCUUUACAUUUUGCGAAAACAUGAUAAGGCACACGACAACAAAAUCAAAGUGAAGAUUUUUUCUCCCUGUCUCGGUUUUCAAAUUUGUGUUUGUUGGCAGCACUGAAAAUUCUUCCGUAUACACAGAACCUUAAUGCGCAUUACAGCGAGAUCACCAAAAAUAUUUAAAACGUUUUAAAAUAAUGCGAAUUAGGAACGGUAAAACGGUUUACGGGUGUCUACACAUGCGUUUUAUUUUAAUUCGCAUUUCGCUAAUGCGCAUUAACGGUUGUGUGUAAACAUGUUAAUUGAUAAAUUUAUUAAAUACUGUGACUGUGAUCUUUAUUAAGCCAAGCAGAUGAAACCAGCAGAGAGAAUGACCCAAUAAAGACAAGAUGACGCAUUUACUUUUUUUUCGCGAGAAUGGACUCUGAUCUCUUGUACGGGGUGUUCCAGAUUCGAGUCUCACCCUUGGGAUCUCGUAAACUAGAAGAGAUACGAGGUCAGUUAAAUUGAGACAAAGUUGCGCAAUUUGGUGCCCAUUAAAACGCCCUUUUAAAAUUUCAAAAAUUCCGAAUAAUUCCGAAGAUAUUUGGAAAAAACCAAAAAUUCUCGAUCUCAAUUUUAUUUUUUUACGAAUCUAUUUGAAUAGAUAUAACAAAAUAAAUUAUUCAUUAUUCAAAAUUUUAAUAAUGUUCUUAGUCUAAAAAUCCUGUACUUUUCUUAUGUCAGAUCAAUAUUGGAAUAUGCAUCCCAAGUUUGGUCACCAUAUUAUACAAAUCAUAUUCAUGAACUUGAAAAUAUUCAACGAAAAUUUCUCAAAUAUCUUUGGUACAAGAGUGACGGAGUGUACCCAGAAAUUGGUUUCCCACAUCAGCGUUUAUUGGAAAGAUUUUCGUUUGCUUUGCUGGAGGAUCGGCGAAAAUCCGCUGAUUUGCAAUUUUUAUUUAAGUUGGUAAAUAAUAUUAUUGAUUCACCAGAUCUAUUGCAGCAACUAAAUUUUCAUGUGCCUCGCAUAUCAGCAAGGAAUACAUCAACUUUUUACCUAUCAAGACCUAGAACCAACAUUUGUAAAUUUUCUCCUCUGCGCAGAGCAUGUAACAUACAUGACUCUGUUCUGGAUCAGUGUGACAUCUUUAAUUGCAGUUUGUCGGAAAUUAAAAGAGUACACUUUUCCUAAAUGUUUUACUUUUAAUUUACUUUGUCUAUAUUUCUUUUAAUACCAUUUGCUUGUAAUUAUUGAUAAUAUUGUAUUCUUUUUAAUUUUCUUAAGAUACCUAUGUUUUGUAAUUUAUUGUUGUAAUUUUCCCACUCAUUAAUUGGAAUUUAUUCUGUGGAGUGGUGUAAAUAAAUAAAUAAAUAAAUAAAUUAUCAUUGCUACUUUAUCUAUUUUACAAAAUGGUGUCGUCAGAUUUUCAAACCGAUGUUUCGUAUUUGAGCUAUCAUCAUCGAGUUUGUUUUUUUAAAUACGGCCCUGGAUUUUUUAUUAAGGAUUUUAAGAGCCUCUUAUGUUCCUAAACCAAUGAUGUAUCGCACUUAUUCAACAAUUUUAUAUUAAUGGAUAUUUCCAUAAGGACUCGUGUGUUAAAGACAAAAAAUAUAUUUUUAAUAGGAUUAAAAACCUUUUCUUUCAAUAACAACAAAAAAAAAGGUUAAUAUAUAAUACGAUAUUUAAAGUAGAAUUCUUUAAAUCUUAGGCCCUGAAAUAAAUAUGUAGACAUUUUAGCAAUUAUUUAUCAAAGUGGCGGUGCGUCGGUUAAAACUAUUAAAUAUUUUUCUGUUCGUUCCCUAAUUGUUAAUGCGUAUUUAACCAAAAUGCCUUUUUCUUUUGAAGAAAAAAAGUAACAUGAUAAGGAUUUAUUAUAUGUCGUAUCGAAUUUCAAAAGUGGCUUGUGAGCGCUAUUUGUUGGAAUAUUCAGAAAGAAGACAGCCGCAUUAGCAUUUAGCUCAAUACGGAAGUUUUGUUAAACCAAGGAUUAAAUAUGGAAGAUGAGUCGAUCCCGAAGAGGAACAAAUUAUCUUAGACACUGUAAGUUUUAAAACCAUUGCAGAGUAGAAAGUAAAAUGAAUAAUUUUAAAUUAUUUUUAAGAUACAUAAUAAUCCUCGAGCUUCAUCUCAAACGAAGUGUGGCACUACCGCGAAUGACAGUUUGGAAAAAUUUAGAUAAUCGUGGAUAUAAACCUUACAAAAUUGAUAUUAGUCAAAGACCUGGUGAUGCUGAAAGACGCUUAGAAUUUUGUUACUGGUUGCCAGAUAAAAUUAAUGAAGAUGCCGACUUCAAACAAAUUUCAACAAAUGGCCUAUUUAAUAGUCAUAACGACUAUUGGUCAAUAGAAAACCCAAGGCAGAAUCAAGAUAUACAGACCUCAGGGACGACAAUCAUUUAAUGUAUGGGUCGGUAUGUGGCACAAUAAAAUUAUCGGCCAGUUUUUUCCUGAAGAAAAUCUGACUUCCGAAAGAUAUACAGAAUUAAUAAGGACCAAUAUAAUGGAUUCCUUAAUGGAAGAACCUUUGGAUGUAUUACGUCAACUAUGGUGGCAACAGGACGGUGCACCACCCCAUAAUGGACGAUGCGUCACCAAUUUAUUAAAUGAAUUGUUCCCUAACAAAUGGGUUGGAAACCAAGGACCCGUACGUUGGCCCGCUAGAAGCCCCGACCUAAACCCUUUAGAUUACUUUCUUUGGGGAUUUCUUCAAAACCGUCUUUAUCAAAAUACGCCACAUCUUGAAGCCUUACGUCAAGACCUAACAAGGGAGAUCACGGCUAUUCCCGCAAGAACUAUUCAGCGUGCGAUCCAUAAAAUUCAGACUGACACGAAAAUGCAUCCAAGCAGGCGGAUUACUAUUUGAAUAUUUGCAUAAUUGUAUUAUUUUUGAACCUCUUUUUAUGUUAGUGUUUAAGCUUUUUUUAUUAAUGCGUUAUUAUAAAAAAAGGUGUUUGUUUUUAAUGUCUUAAAUAUGUUUUUUGUCUCUCUCUUUAACACGAAAGUGCGAUACAUCGUUGGUUUAAGAACAUAAGGGCCUCUUAAAAUCCCUAAUAAAAAAUCCAGGGCCGUAUUUAAAAACACAAACUUGAUGAUGCAGCUCAAAUACGAAACGACGGUUCGAAAAUCUGACGACACCAUUUUGUAAAAUAGAGAAAGUAGCAAUGAGAAUGAGUAAUUUAUUUUGUUAUAUUUAUUCAAAUAGAGUCGCAAAAAAAUAAAAAUGAAAUCGCGCUUUAUUCGGUUUUUUCCAAAUAUCUUCGGAAGUGUUCGAAAUUUUUAAAAUUUCAAAAGGGCGUUUUAAUGGGCACCAAAUUGCACAACUUUGCCUCAAUUUAACCGACCUCGUAUCUCUUCUAGUUUACUAGGUCCCAAUGGUGAGGAUCGAGUUUGGGACACCCUGUACUCUUCAUAUCUUUUGGUAUGCCUGACUGUGUUUCAUCUUAUAAUUUGUCAAAAUAGCCUUACGUGCCGGGUGCGGGUCUAAAAAAAAACACAUCAAGUCGUUGACAAAUGUGUGUCGAAGAUGGCACAAGGCAUACAAAUGCGACUUCAUUGAAAAGAGAUGCUAGGUUAUGACCAAUCAGGACCUUUUUGCCUUCCAGUCUUCUAGCAUCAGGUAAAAAGAUGCUUUUAAACUAGUUCAGAAAGGUGCUUGAAUUCCAACUAUGUGUUGAGCUAUGUAUGUAUUACAACCAAGUUAGCCGUUUGGUCCAUUUUGUCGCCAUCUGUUGUAAAAAUGUUCUCUUCAGAUCUUUUCCAAGUACUUUACGCCACGCCUGUAGCUGCCUUUUCCUUUUCUUGGUUCAUUCUGACAUUGAUCUCAUUUUAGUUAAAUAUGUUUUGGGUACGUCUUUUUAGGUAUAUUUUAGAUUGUCGAAAUAUUUGCUGAUAAUAAGUAUCUUGACUGACACUUCCUCAGGCCUUGUUUAUGUUUGCUGAGACACGUUAUGCAACGCUAGUAUUGUGCCGUUUUAAUACUCCUAACCCCAUCUUUGCCUGCCAAGUUUUGAAAAUGUUUACUACUUUUCUACCACGUUGAUCUAAAAACGGAUUUCGCUAACAUUCUUAAUUAUUAUUGUAAGUUUCGUCUCCCUUAAAUUAACUGCUUUGCCAAUGGCAGGAUUCGUCGGAACUUAGGAGUAGCAAUAAAACACUAUUAGUUUAGUGCGACGUUUCUCCGGUUUAAUUCUAACUUCUUCAGGCACUGAAAUAAAGACAUGGAUUUAUGUAACAAAAUAGGGAGAAAUCCCUUUCCUUAAAAUAGGCAAGAAUUAACAGUCUUUGUUCAAACAUAAAUACAAAAAAGACAACGCAGUUAAAAGAAUUAGAAACUUACUAACAAAAAACAUAGAGUUCAUAAACAAAAACGAAAAAAAAGAACUAUCAGCUAGUUCACUUCAUUAGUUACUUCUUUAAUAGAUGAGAAGAUUUGAAAGAAAACAAAAUAGUUUAAAAAAAACUAAUUAAUUACCUUCACAAUCAGUGUUAAUCCAAAAACACGUAAGAAUGAAGUAAUGUAUGAGAAUGAAUAAGAAAAAACAUGAGAUACUUCACUAAUUUUCGAACUUGAAUAACAUUUACUUACAAAUACACUGAUCAAUUAAUUACAAUAAUUUGACAAAACGCACUUUUGCUUGGUGUUACCGCAAACUGAUAAAAGAGAAUACCUAUAUCUACGCUAUGGUCACAGAUAUGCGCUAGUCAAAGAAAAAAAACAAAGCAAAAAUAAACAAUGUAAAAAAAACCACGGACUCAAUAUGUAUUUAAAUGCUUGCUUUUGUAGAUAUGACUUAGUAGGCUCAAGAAGUCCGUUCUUAAAUUUACACUAUCUUGACGUAAAUAGAUGUAAAUCAUUUCGCUAAUAUUUCUUUUAGUGUUGAUAGUUUCCCGAUCCAAAAUACCGACAUUAUUAAAUUAAAAAAAAUUAUGUCCAGUGUCAAAGUGAUGUCAAGCUAAAACUGUUUUAUUGCUUUUUCUUGCAUGCUGAGUACGACAAUCGUUGGUGUGUCGUUUAACCCUUAAACCCGAAUACUGCCUAGUUUGUCCGACAUACGAUUUUCCGCAAGAACAUGGAACACGAUAGAUAACACCCGAUCGCUUAUCUAAUGGAAUUUUAUCUUUAAGCCUAGUAAACAAUGGGUUGGUGGAUUUUUACAUUGAAAAAGGCUAGCAUAGUUUCGGUAUUCUUAACCCUUUCGCGUCGAUUGGGACAUACUUAUCCCAUCAAAAAUUUGGUUUUGAAAAUGCGACUUUUUUUAUUUGUUAAACUUUAGUGUCUUUUAAUUUAUUUCUUUAUUAGUACCUACCGCAAUGACAAAAAUAGCUUAAGUUUAUUUUUUUAACGUAAGUAUAGUGUAGGCUAUAUAUGUCCCAGCCAUAUAUUUGUUUGGGUUUUAUAUGUCCCAAUAGUAAAAUAAACCAAGAUCAAGAAAAUCAUAUUAUUUAUUUUUUUCAAAGAAAUACAACAUUACCAGUAUGAUAGAUUUACCAAGUAUGUCAGAAACGGAGUAUCUCUGUUGUGAAGUUCCUUGAAGAUUUUCCAAGUAUUAACUGCUGUGGUUAACAAUAGCUUGUAAUAAACUUUUUUCCACCAUUUUAAUGACUUGCGGUCAAUGUCAUAUAGGCCUGUAAGUUGAUCGAACAGGUCUACGCCCCCCAUAAAGGAAUUAUAUGUGUGUAUUGCUUCGGGACAACUUAGUGUCAUUUUUUUACCAUCUUUACCAGUCCUUGCAACCUCAACUACAUGAUCAGUAUGACAGUUACUCAUGACCAUUACUUCUUUAGUAUCCAUCCAAUUGAAUGCUAUUGUACCAUAAUUAUUGCAAAGACACUGCAUGUCUCCUCUUUUCACUGUAUUUUUAUCAAAUUGCUCAAAUUUCGGCAUUUUCUUUCGAGUGGCUAUGCAAGUUCCAACUUGAGGAAAAGGUAAAGUGUUCAUUAAAUUUAUAGAAGUAAAAAACUGGUCAUAACAAAUAAGUACCUGGUUAUCUCUUAAAGUUUCUGUCAAUUUUUUUACAACUCGUUCAUUUAGGGUGCCAUCAAGGGUACCUGGUUCUCUUCCAGAAUAAAUAUUAAAAUCAUAAACAUAACCCGUAUUAGAGUCGCAGCGUUCCCAAAUUUGUAUGCCUCUUUUGAUUGGUUUUAAUGGUAAGGAUUGUUUUAAUGAUGACCUUUAAACUUUGUCAUAGACUCAUCUAUGGAUUGAAAUUUGCUUUCGGUUCUUGUUUUUGGGAACGUCGAUUUGAGGCACGCAACAAUAUCUUCAAUAUAAUAAGUUUUUACUGGCGUUAUUUGGCUUUUGUGGAUGGUUAAAAUACAGUUUACUAGCCAGAAGUCUAAAUCUAUCUCUAGAGAUAGCUUCUUUUAUAGCCUGGUUGCCCAAAGACUUAUGGGAAGCCCAAUAAUGCUGCAUUUGGGGCAAUUCAUUUUAUUUAUAAGCCAUUAUAAAAAAACUCCCUGUUAUAAUCAUUAUUUCGUGUGAAUCAGUUAGCAUUUGUUUCUUAUUUUGAACCUCUUCAAGAAUUUUUAGGCGCUCAUUGGUACACUGGGCAAUAUAAAUAUCCAGCUAUGUACUUCCACGAUUGACUGAGCUAUUAUUGUACAGUUGACCUUUUCUGGGACCUUAUACCGCGGUGAAAAAUUAUCAAUUUCUUUCCAGAUCACAAUUGAACUGUCAGCAGGAGAAGAGGCCGGAAUAUCAAGUUCGAUAUUUUCGUCCGAACUGUUAGAUGAAUCAGGGGAUUCAUAGGCACCAUCUGGAUUGAAAGAUGACGUUGAUGGUUCAUUAGAAUCAAUUUUCAUUAUCGCAAUUUUUUUGUUCUUGCGUUUUUUACUAACCUCAAGAAAAUCUGAAGCAUUACUGGAAUCCGUUCCUUCCUGCUCGUAUUCGGAUCCACUGCUCUUAAAAGGGUCUUCCUCUUCAUCUGAUGAUAAACCUGCUUCUGCUAAAGCCUCUAGUUCUUUUUGUGUUAAACGUUUCCUAAAAAAGAGUUUUAUAUAAAAAAUGCUGAUGGGACGAUAAUAAACCAAAGUAAAAGUCGGUAGGACAUAUGUGUCCCACAAGAAUUUCCUAAUUUACAUGUAAAAUAUAAACACUUAACUUUAACAAAUAAUUUUAAAAACUUACCUAGACAUAUUCGAAAAAAUAUCCGUAAUUAUUUUAAGCUGUAUAACACGAUGUUUUGCUAAAUUUGAAGCAAAAACAAUAGCUGUCGGUUAAAAGAUUGUACUACUACCUAUUCUAAAACAAUUGGCGGCGCUGCUUGAAUAUUUUGUUGACAAGCAUUGCUGAAUGCUGAUGGGACAGCAUUUCUGAAUACGUACAUUGCAUAAUGUACCAUCAGUAUUUUUUGAAAGUUGGAUAGGACAUAUAUGACCCAACAGUAAUUUCAGGCUAAUAAUUUACAAAAUAAAGUCGACGCGAAAGGGUUAAAAAAGCUACUAAUUUUAUUCGAUAAACCUUUAAUAAAAGGAAACUUAAAAUACAUGACAUUCUCCUUAUCAGUCGGUUCAGCAUCUCUCUUUGUAGAGUAUUUUCCAUAAAAUUUAGAUAUACAAGUGUUUAUAAAAGUGGUGGGACAAUUGUUUUUUCUAAGUAGUAAUUUAAUCUUGUUAAUUUUUUCAUUAUUAAUUGAUUCAUGACUUAAAUUAAACGAUCUAUGGAGUAGUCCCAUCACAAUUCCCAACUUAUUACCCAUGGGAUGGCUAGAGUAAAAAUGUAUAAUUCUUCCACUACUAGUUGGUUUUACGUACCAGUUGGUGCUUAUCGUGCCAUCCGUACUUCUAGUCGCGAUAAUCUCAAAGGUAAAUUGUAUUUUAUUAUGAUAGCUGUUAAAGUGGUGGAGAAUGUCAGGUAACUUAUCCUUAGGAAUUAUAAUAAAAGUAUCAUCAACACAAGAUUUAACGAAAGGUUGUUUGUUGUGUAAUUUUUCUAUAACAGAGAUAAUGCAAAAUACUAGGGGGGCGCAUUUUAAGAUUGAGUUUAAAAUUGCCAUUUCUUCAGUUUGGGAAAAUACAGAUUGACCUCCAGCCACUUUAACGUUGCGCCUAUGAAAUGUAUUAUUAAACAUUCCAAAUGGGAUUUUGUACUGCCGACUUGGGAUUCUCACCACUUAUUAAAGAGGAACGUUAUAAGAGAUAAGACGAGGGAUUUCUAACAAAAUAUGAAACUUGUCAACAGGUAUAUACAUAAAGUUUAUACAUAGGGUAAUUCGAGGAUAGAUGGUAGAAACAUAAAAUGGUAUGGUAGAAAAGGUGUUUUGGCCAAAAUGUCACUUUGUUUUGCAUACAACCACACCACAGUCGUGGCAAAAGUUCACAAACUUGGAGCAGGAAUCGUGAAACCAUUUGGAGCAACGCAAGCAAUUAACCCAGUCGUCAGAUUUUGUAGUUUGGGAAUAUAUUUCGCCACAACCGGUGCAAGCUUGGUCAUCGUUCAUAUCAUCUGAAGAGUCAUCCAUUGUCUGUGGCUCUAGAGCUUCGUCUGAGGAUGAGUCACUUUUGGCAGCUUUCUCAAUUUUCUUUUUGGUCACUUUUGGCUUCUUCAAAACUGGUUUUAAUUUACUGGUCUUUAUUUCUUUCUGUGUUUUUUUAGACGCUUUGUUCUUUUUUUCGCCAAUUCUUGUCUCUGUAGUUAAAAUUUCCGCCAGCUGCUUGCUCCUUUUGCGAACCGAAUUAAUGUUAGCGGAAACAACUGGAACGGGUGAGAUUAUAUCUAGCAUUUUUCCAGGGGUACUUUUGACGGGAGUGUUUGCAUUAGUUUCUGUAACCGAUUCAUUUUGUUUUUCUGGUACAGAAUCAUCUUCAGUCUGCCAACUGCAGCAAGGUUGUUGAUUAUCAUCAGAUAAAGCUUUGGUAAAACUUUGAGAACUGCCAUCUGGAAUUUUAUUUUCACCUGCAUCGGGAGCCUCAAGUACGAUACUAUUUUCAGUCAAAUAGGCGUCAUCUGGGAUAGCAGAAGGAUUAAAUGGCAUAAUUCCCGUAGCCUUGAAUGCCGAAGUUCCAUUAUUUGCAGUGUUGUUCCAUCCUUCAGCAAGUAACUUUCCAAAUUGGUAAUCUAGUGAGCUUUCGUCCUGGAUUAUUUUUAAUAUAUAAACUAUCUAAAAAAACAUCUAUCUAGUGGUUGUAAAAAUUGCGUCGUAUGACUUGGCAAGCAAAGCAGUAUGAUGUUGUGUUCAAUACAGUAUUCUAGCAUCUCAACGUAAUUGCAGUGUGAAACAUGACCAUCAAGCAGUAACAAAACUGUCCCUGUCGGCUUUCUCGGAACGAACUGAUCUUUGAGCCACUGAAAAAAAAUAUGUCACUGUUGACAUAAGCCGAUCUUUCUGACAUAUAAACCAAGGAUCCCGGAGGCAUCCCAUCCUUGAACUCUUGCUUUUUGUUUUUCCCUUUCAUGACGCAGGUUGGGGGAACAAAAACGCCAGAACAGGCUAUAACUGUAAUGGUGACUCCCUUUUCACCGGAGCUGAUACUUGCGAUGUUUUUAGAUCCUUUCUCAACAAUAACAUGCCCCGGCCUAUUAUUAAGUUGUAAACCCGUCUCAUCCAUUUUGUAGAUGUGUCCAGGUUUAUUCAUAAGAUCAUUCUCGGUCAUAGUAUUUUCUAGCAGCUGAAAGUAAGUCUCAACAUCUUUUUUGUUCAUACCCAAGGAUCGAUUAAUGGAGACCCCUUCUGCUUUUCUCACUGACAGCCUUGGGUUUCUCUGCAGAAAUACCUGCAGCCACGGAUAACAAGCUACUCUCAAUUCCUUAUUAAAAUUAUGUUUAAUACCCAGCUGUUCGGCCAAUCUAAAAGCCAUACUUCGCACAUCAGUUCGAGUAGGAGAAUCCAUUUUUUUGAAGUUUUAGGAUAUGUGUGGCCGCCUUUUUUUCAGCAGCUUCGCCCUUCGCCUAACGUGGAGGACGGUCCAAGAGGACCUUUCUUUAUAUUGUCUGCCAAUUUUCUUCUUCGUAGAGUGGUUGCCGGUACCCCAAAAUUACGAGCAGCCUCAUUAACUCCCAUUCUAUUUUCAUUAACGGCUUGAAUGGCGUCGGCUAACUGUUGUUCGGUCCAUCUAGCCCUGGAACAACUUCCAGUACGCUUGUAUUUGGUUUAUCAUUUAUCAAAUAUAUUGGUUUAUCAUUUAUCAAAAAUAAGUGAACCAUCUAUCCUCGUUGUGAGAGGAGAGAUGGCGCACCUCAAAAACUAAACACGUUUUGAAAUAUGCGCUAUGUUGAGGUUAUAUAACAAAACUUAAAUGUUUUUACUUACCUGACACGAUAUUGUGAAUCAAAUUAUUGUUAAAUUUAAAGCUCAAACACAUAUUUUUGCACUAUACGGAUCACGUAUAAAUUGAUAUUUAAGUAGACAUUUAACACAAACGGUGCGGUGGCAUGCCUGAUAUGAACUGAAGUACCUCAGAGCACAGCCGCUCGCCUUUAACGUUAGCGGUAAAACCAUUGCGCCAUCUCACCUUCUGCGCCAUCUAUCCUCGAAUUACCCUACCUUUCUGCCUCCGGACUUAAUCUCCUGAAAAACGACGUUACCUCACGCGAAUAGAUAACUAAGAAUGGAUGAUGCUCACAUGAUGACGCUCUUAUCAUGGUGCUCAAAUUCUGAUUUAUUAACUAACAUAAAACAUAAACUUAUAGAAGAAUAUAAAGUAAUGAUUAAUGUCACCUCCAGAUAUCAAAGUCACCCCACUUUACGGUACAAAGAAUUAUAACAAAAAUGCUAUUUAUGAUGAUUAUAGGAUUUUCCUGUAUAGUUUAUAAACAAUCAUGGGUAACUUCCAAAAAACACAUUAUCCUGAGUAAAUUUUUGAAAAUUUAGAUGUUAAUUUUAAAAAGUGAGACACUCUGUAUAUGGAUAUUUCAAUAGUAUCAUGAUAAGUGUGUAAUUUUAAUUUUUUUAGGGAAAAUCUAUUUCUAGUUUAUAUGGACGUUUCAUUACCUCGUGGUACAGGUAAUAAAUAAUAUUUUGAGGAUGACAAUAAAACUCGCUGAAACGUCGCUAUAAACACUAAAUAGACUUUUUCUUCACUCCACCCACCAGGCCUUAACUCUUCACUUAUUUUAUAACAAAUUAAUCUUUGCAAAACCCACCAUUAUUAGCUCAUCAAACUACAUAUAAUUUAUAGUUAGACUUAUCAUUAGUAAUAUAUUUACGCCACAUUUGGGCCAUAAAACAAUAAACUGAUGUGAUCAAAUGGGA
This is a messenger RNA of Anthonomus grandis grandis, 13445 nucleotides long. Its product is annotated as septin-2. Gene Ontology annotation, molecular function: GTP binding; molecular adaptor activity; GTPase activity. The transcript has 8 exons. Bases 272 to 1543 code for a protein of 423 amino acids. Gene Ontology annotation, biological process: cytoskeleton-dependent cytokinesis. NCBI's taxonomy places the organism in Eukaryota, Metazoa, Arthropoda, Insecta, Coleoptera, Curculionidae. The record is from RefSeq and is a predicted model, not a curated record. Gene Ontology annotation, cellular component: microtubule cytoskeleton; cell division site; septin ring.